AUGAAGGGAAGAGCAUCCGCAAGGUCGACCCGCAAAGUGUCAAAUGAAGGGUCCACUCGGACUCAGCUGCGGGUUUCUCCUCCACAAAGCACCGAAGAAUUAGCCGAAACCACAAAGCUUUUUGCUUUCUUCUUCUGGAAAUCACUUUCGGUGCUUCUGCUCCUGCUCCUCCUUACACCGCAACGAGCAUCCUCACAGAGAUCCACGCCGGCGAGGAUGGAACAGCCACAACAUCCCUUGAUCCAAUGGUUCUGCAUCGUCGGAAUCCAACUGCAUCCCGACUUGUAUCUGCACAAUGACCCUCUGACAGGCCUGUCCUUCUACACCUCCUCACCCUUGCCUCGCGAUACCACCGUCAUUCGAGUCCCUUCCGAGCUAUGCAUCACCUCCACAUCGGCCUUUGAUCAAAUCCAACAGCUCGCUCGCAGCUUGGGAUCGGGUCUGCAGCUGGAGUACGAGGCGCUACCCAGCGCGGACUGGAUUCUUCUGUAUCUGGUCCUUAGCCGUAUUGCACUAGAGUACCUUUCUUCGGCGAAGGAUGAAGCGUUGGAAAAAGUGUUUGCACACCUCCCGUAUGUCGAGCAUAUACCUCGAGUGAUCGAGACUCCGCUGCACUUCUCGAGCGCUGAGCUGGCUUUGCUCUCCAACACGCCGCUCGUUGGAUCCACCGAACGUCGCUUACUCGAAACGAUAAAGGACUACACUCGAGCAACUACUCUGUUACUCCCGCAUCUCUCCCCUUCCCACUCCUCAUUCUCGAGACAUCUCUGCAGCGUGUUCGCUUCCAUCGAUCCAGAAGCCCUGCAGGCCGAUUCGUUGAUGCAACAUACCUACCACCAAGCACUCGAACUAUGGCGCUGGUCGGAAUCAGCCUUCACCUCGCGUUCCUUCCCACCUCGUCUCAUCAACGUCCAGGAUCCAACACCCAUCCUCAUCCCCGGCUACGAUACAUUCAACCACUCGCGCGCGAAACCCGUGACUUGGUCUCACACUCCGACCGAAGAAAAAGGAAUGGUGGAGAUGACGUUGAACUACGAGGUGGAAGGAGCAACGCAGGUGUGGAACAACUACGGCGGGAAGAGCAACGAGGAGUUCCUGAGCGGGUAUGGGUUUACCGUGGAAGGUGGAGAGGAAGAUACGCUGGCAUUGAAGGUCGGGGGUAGUGGCGAGCAUGGUAGGACGCACUAUUGGGUGUUGCACGCACCAGAAUCGGACACAGAAGCCGCGGAAGGAGGGUUCGUAAAAGCUUCCUGUCCAUGUCCAAGUCUACUCGACGAACUCGAGCACGUAGUACGGCAAGACGAUGCUCCAGCAAGGGAAGACGAGGUGGAAGUGUACGGUCAAGUGCUGGAGCUGCUCGAAUCGCUCCUCCUCGCCAAACGAAAGGCCUUCCGCAUCAGCCAAAAACACUUUGAAUCGAUACCGACCCCCACCUACAAGUCUCUCAACCAACUCCCAAGUUGCCCCAGGAUCGAACCCGAAUCACCAGAGACUUCCAUCAGACCUUCGCUAUGGCUCAACGUAAAACGCUACAGAGACGGACAAAUGACGCUCUUGAACAGCGCCGUACAGUGGACAAGGUCGGAGUUGGAGCACGUUACGGAUUGGCUCGAUACGCAGGACGAGCAACGGUAG
This is a messenger RNA of Pseudozyma hubeiensis SY62, 1635 nucleotides long. RefSeq names its product predicted lysine methyltransferase. The record is from RefSeq and is a predicted model, not a curated record. Lineage: Eukaryota; Fungi; Basidiomycota; Ustilaginomycetes; Ustilaginales; Ustilaginaceae. The transcript has a single exon. Gene Ontology annotation, cellular component: nucleus. Gene Ontology annotation, molecular function: protein-lysine N-methyltransferase activity. Gene Ontology annotation, biological process: peptidyl-lysine monomethylation. The coding region runs from base 1 to 1635 and encodes 544 amino acids.